AUGCUAGGGCGAGGAGGAUGGAGGAGGAGAUGGAGCAUCUCUGGCCACCGCCAUUGCAGCACAGGCAACGCUGGCAACAAGGUGAGCACAUCGAUUCUCCUCUCGCGCCUCAAGGCGUGCACCAGCUCCGGCGACAUCAAGGCUGGGCGGAUCCUCCACGCCCGGGCCAAGAGCAGCGGCGACGAUGCCAACAUCCACGUCGCCACCGCGCUCGUCAAUCUCUACUGCAAAUCCGGCUGCCUGGCCGAGGCUCGAUCGGUCUUUGAGGCAAUGCCGGCCAAGAGCACCGUCGCCUCCACGGCGCUCAUGCUGGGAUACAUCGAGGGCGACCAAUCCGGCGUGGCAAUGGAGCUCUUCUCGCGGAUGAUCAUUGGCGGCUGCGAUCCAGACGCGAGAGCUUUCGUGGCGGCGCUGAAGGCCUGCGCUGGAUUCGCGAGCUCCUCCAAAGACAGCACGCUGGAGAGGGGAUUGGAGAUUCACAGGGAGGCUUCCAGGCGUGGCUACGCGGGGGAUAUCUUCGUCGCCAACACUGCUAUGGAUCUCUUCUCGCGCUGCGGUGGUAUGGUGGAAGCCAAGAGAGUUUUCGAUGGCAUCGCGUCUUUGUCCAGGAAUGUGGUCUCGUGGACGGUGCUUGUAGCUGGCUAUGCCGAGAAUGGAUGCGGCGAGGCUGGACUGGAAGUCUUCUCGAGGAUGAUGAGCGAUCCAGCAAGAAUUCGUCCGGACGCACUUACUUUCGUGGCUGCUGUGAAGUCCGUGACGAGCAUGGCAGUGGCACUCACGAAAAAAGCUUCCAGCUCCAAGAACUUCUCAUCGAAGGUGUUGGUUUUGGAGAAGGGGAUGGAAAUCCACUUGAUGGCUGCCAAGGCUGGAGUGGACUCACACUUGGUUCUUUCCAACUCGCUCGUGGAUAUGUAUUCCAAGUGUGGGGAUCUGGCUGGAGCUGUGCGCGUUUUCGAAAAGAUGGCCGAGCACAGCGUGGUUUCCUGGACUUCUCUGGUGCUGGGAUUCGUCGACAAUGGCGAAGACGAGCUCGCGCUGGAACUAUUCGACGCGAUGACGCGGGUGGAAGGCUGUGUCCCCGACGCUCCUUCGAUCGUUGCUGCUCUCAAAGCUUGCGCGAGUGCAGCGGCGAAAGAGGAAGGAAGAACUUUGCCGGGAGUGAAGGUGGUGGUGAAGCUCGAGGCUUUGGAGAGAUCAAUGGCGAUUCAUUCGCAGGCUGCUCGGUCGAGGAACCUGGAUCGAGAUGUCCGUGUUGGAAACAUGCUGGUGGAUCUGUAUGCCAAGUGUGGCAGCGUUUUGGAUUCCCGGAGAGUCUUCGACGUGGAGAUGAGGCACAGGGACGUGGUUUCGUGGAACUCUUUGAUGAUGGGAUACGCAGACUGUGGAGAGGGAGAGAUGGCACUGGAGCUCUUCUCGUGCUUGGACUCCCAGGGCUGCGAGCACGACGUCUUGAGCUUCGUGGCUGCUCUCAAGGCUUGCAGUAGCACCACAGCACUGGAAUCCGCCAAGAAGAUCCAUGCCAGAGUUCUCAGCUGCGAGGAAUCGAUCGAGCCGAGCGACCUGUCAGUGGUCAAGAACUGCCUGCUGGAUGUCUACGGAAAAUGCGGGAGCAUGGUCGACGCUCAGAUCGUUUUUGAUUCGCUGGAGACGAGAAGCUCGCUCAACUGGAGCUCGGUGGUGGCAGGAUAUGGCCGCAAGGGAGACGCUCGCUGGGUUUUCGAGAUGUUUGACAAGAUGGUCGAGGAAGGCUGGGUUCCAGACAGAGUUUCGUGCCUUUCAGUGCUUACAGCGUGCAGUCACGCCGGAUUGAUCGACAGGGGGAAGAAGUUUUUCCAGAGAAUGAGCUCGCAGUGGAGAGUAAGCUUGUCUCUAGAGCACUACCGCUGCGUGAUUGAUAUGCUGGGGCGAGCGAACGAGCUCGAGCAAGCGUUGGCUAUGGUGGAGAGGAUGGAGUUUAGAGCCGAUGCUUUGACGUGGAGAACAGUGUUGGGAGCUUGUUGGAAGUGGAAGAAUGCUGUGGUGGGAAGAAGAGUGUUUGAGGAGCUUGUGAAGCUGGAUAAAAGAGACUAUGCUGCUUAUGUUCUUAUGGGAAAUAUUUAUGGAAGCCUGGGAAUGAGGGAUGAGCAGCUGAAGCAAAUCUAUGGAGCUGCUACAAGUGAUCCUAGGAAAGGAUUCUUCUGCCGCUUUCCAGGCUUCGUUCGGCAUCUCGAUCCACUUCCAGAGCGCUGGAACGGAGAAGACUUAAACCUGCGAGGUACAUCAUGCCAUGUUUGCGAGGAGGGGAGCUCACGCGACGCGACGGUGGAGACCGUCGUGCCGUGUCGCGAGAAGCUCGGGGUUGCUCAGCCUGGUCGACACCAUCCUGGCGUUCAUGUGUCUUGA
Molecule: messenger RNA, 2382 nt
Organism: Selaginella moellendorffii
Lineage: Eukaryota; Viridiplantae; Streptophyta; Lycopodiopsida; Selaginellales; Selaginellaceae
Product: pentatricopeptide repeat-containing protein At2g03380, mitochondrial-like
Exons: 3
Coding region: 1-2382 (793 amino acids)
Biological process (GO): RNA modification
Molecular function (GO): RNA binding; protein binding
Source: RefSeq, a predicted model, not a curated record